Molecule: messenger RNA, 2991 nt
Organism: Trachymyrmex cornetzi
Lineage: Eukaryota; Metazoa; Arthropoda; Insecta; Hymenoptera; Formicidae
Product: orexin receptor type 1
Exons: 6
Coding region: 169-1497 (442 amino acids)
Biological process (GO): G protein-coupled receptor signaling pathway
Cellular component (GO): plasma membrane
Molecular function (GO): neuropeptide Y receptor activity
Source: RefSeq, a predicted model, not a curated record
CCUAAUUCCGUCAGUCAAUGAAUCCACGAUACUGGAUGGAUCCACGAUAAAAUAUCGCGUGUAACUAGAAACGGAUCGCAAUUAAAUCGUUUUCACAUUUAAUUGUGUUAACUGCGCACGAGUGAUGAUUUGCAGUGAGAUAUUAUGACACAAUAAGAUCGAAUAAACAUGAAUCUCGCUGUGAUGAUUAUCAUUUGGCUUGUAUCGGCGACGCCGCGUUUAUGUGAUGCGCUCGACGAGGAUGCGGUCGAUUAUUAUUCGUUCGCGGACAAUGAUGGCAACUUCGAGUACACCAACGUCACGAAUUGCACCAACGAUUACUGCAUCCCGGACGAGGAUUACAUCGAACUUAUGGUGCAGCACAUAUUUCCGAAAUUCACUGACUGGGUGCUGAUUGCAAUGCACAGCGUCGUCUUCAUAAUCGGUCUAAUUGGCAACGCACUUGUCUGCAUGGCCGUCUAUCGCAAUCACUCGAUGCGUACCGUGACCAAUUAUUUCAUCGUCAAUUUGGCGGUGGCCGAUCUUCUCGUCUUGCUGAUCUGCCUCCCACCGUCGGUUCUCUGGGACGUCACGGAGACCUGGUUCCUCGGAUUAAAACUCUGCAAGGCCGUGCCGUAUCUUCAGACAGUAUCGGUGAGCAUCAGCGUUUUGACGUUGACUUUCAUAUCGAUCGACCGGUGGUACGCUAUAUGUUUCCCAUUGAGAUUCAAGUCCACGACAGCCCGAGCGAAAACCGCUAUCAUUGUAAUCUGGUUGAUAUCAUUGCUUUUUGACAUUCCAGAACUACUGGUGUUGCACACGGUGCCGUCAAACAGUCGAGUGCAGACUAUAUUAUUCACGCAGUGUGUCUGUGCGUGGAGUCAAGAAAGUCAAACUACCUUCACGAUUGUCAAGCUGAUCUUUUUGUAUACGAUGCCAUUGCUUUUCAUGAGCGUCGCGUACUGGCAGAUUGUACGCGUUCUUUGGAAAAGCGAUAUUCCAGGACAUAAUUUGUCUACCAGAAUCUGUCGUUCAACUAAGAUUCCACUGUCGGGAGGUGGAAACCCGGAGGGUCAACUGAGAUCUCGACGGAAAGCGGCGAAGAUGUUAGUCGCCGUAGUCAUCACAUUCGCGACAUGUUUCUUUCCUGUACACUUGCUCUCUAUUUUAAGAUGUACCAUGGCGUUACCGUCGAAUCAAUGGACGAUAGCCAUUAGCCUAAUUGCCCAUUGGCUUUGUUACUUCAACAGCGCAGUGAAUCCUGUCAUCUAUAAUUUUAUGAGUGGGAAGUUUCGCAAGGAGUUCAGGCGUACCUUCCGAUGUUCCCACAACGGUGGGACCUGCGUCCAUAAAAGCGGAUACGUCACGGGUAUCUCGGAUCCGCUCAAACAGAGAUCUCGGAAUUAUACGAGGUCGAUUCAUACCAUGUCUAAUAACAAUAAUGUUCGGCAAAGCACCGAGGUCAUACCUCUCAGUGCCAUAAUCAACAUAGCGCAAAACAACGAGAAACAGGAGUGAGUCUCGUUUCUCGUAUCUUAAAUCUGCGCCAAUAUUCUUCUACACAAUUUCUUCAACCAGUGGAAUCCAGUUUCUCUUAACGAUACCAAGACAUCUACAGAUUUUCAAAUAAUUAACGAUUAACAGAAACUGAUUCUUAAGAGAUUAAGACGAAACGGGCAAAAGUAGGUAAAAAUUGAGAAAAAUUGCGCAAAUGAUCAUUUUCAGAAGAAAAAGUUCAUAUUUAUUAUCGAAGAAAAUUGUAAUUAAAAGAAUAUUUGGCGAGUUGCACUUUGUGUACAGCGAAUAAGGUAUAAUCUCUCUAAAGUCAAUAGCUCAGUACAUCCAUAAAUGUGUAAUCGAGUAGUUCCUAUAUAAAUUGUUAUAUAAGUAAACCUCGUUCGCAAUGAACUUUCUCGAAGUUCUGUUGAAUCGAGAUGAACUGAGUUGUAUAGUAUUCAAUUAAUGUAAUAGGCAAUUAUAUAAUGUACAUGAGUCCGCACGAUAUCGUUAAGAUUUGCUGCUUUAAACAUUUUACUUUAUUAUACUGUAGAUAUAGAUGUAGAUAACAAUGUACAUCACAGAUCGAUAACUGAGUGGAGACCUAAAGAGACGCACGAUAAAAUUCCAAAAAAGUAAACGUAAGAGUGUAAAUAUAAAGCGUUAUAUACCUAUUCCGGCACUUAAAGCAGUUAUACCUCGUUUUUUUCGUGUCACUUGCAAUAUUUAUUUUUUUCCUAUAAUACAUUUGACAUUUCAAUCAAAAUAUAUCUACAAAGUUUAAUAAAGUGUAUGUAAUCCUAACGUUUAAAGCUUAAAAUUAUAUUAUAUAAAGUUAUUACUAGUGGUAUUAUAUAUAAGUUUUUAUAAACUGUACAAUAUAUGCUACAGCGAAUAAUGUGUUUAUGCUCGCUUCGUUUUCACUUACAUUUACAUUUUUAUUGCGUAGAAGUGCCGUUUAUCAUGUAUAAAUUUCCUACCGAAAGUUUCCAUUUUUUUUCUCAAAAAAUUUUGUUUAAGGCUUUGUAUAACUUUAUGUAGUUAUACUCUUAAAUGUAAUCAAUCAUGGCGAGUUAGAAACAAAAUUAAUUGAUCGUUCCGUCUCAAUCGCUCUCUCGCUGUUUUUGUAAUAUAUUUGCAAAAAUAAUCGUCUUACUUCAUUAAUUAAAUACUCUAGCAUAUUUAAGUUAGACCUUAGAUGCGCAAAUAUUAAUAUUGCGAAAGAAAAAAAAUACUCUGUACUCUAUCUUUAUGACAAAGGUCGAUUUGUAUCUCCAUAGAACAUGCAAAAACGGCCAGUGAAACUUAAAGCAUGUAAAUAAAAUAUAAUAAAGAAGGAUUCAUUAUAAUAUGAAAGAAAAAACUAAAAAUAAUAUGAAAGAAAAAUAGACAUUAAAUCUGUUUUCUCACUUUUGUAGCUUUCUUACGUUUUCUAUCCCGUAAAAUAAACUAACUAGUUAGUUUAUCUCACUCUUUUUUUUCAAACGAGGGUGGGAAUCGAAAGAGGAGUGCAGA